AUGGAGUGGGUUCGGGGAAAGGAAAUCGGUCGGGGAAGCUUUGCCACCAUCUACACCGCAAAGCCCAAAAACCCAUCUUCUCAACUUCCGCCAUUGAUGGCCGUCAAGUCUGCUGAAUCCUACUACUCUGCUUCGGUCGAGAACGAGAAGCGAAUCCUGGACCAAAUUGGGUCUUGCCCACAAAUCAUCCGCUGCUUCGGAGAUGAUCGGACCGUCGAGGACGGCGAGGAGUUUUACAAUUUGAUGCUGGAGUAUGCGACCGGAGGUACUUUGGCCGACGAGCUCAAGAGAAACGGUGGUCGUUUGGCGGAAGCCGAUGUUCGACGACACACAAAUUCGUUGCUUAAAGGCCUCGGCUUCGUCCACGCAAAAGGGUUUGUUCACUGCGACGUGAAGCUUCAGAACGUUCUUGUUUUCGACAAUGGAGUGGCCAAGAUCGCCGACUUUGGGCUCGCGAAGAAAGCAGGGGAAGCAGAGCAGAAAGCCGAAGUCAGAGGAACUCCUCUGUAUAUGGCGCCUGAAUCUGUUAACGACAACGAGUACGAGUCGUCUGCUGACGUUUGGGCUCUUGGGUGUUUAGUUGCGGAGAUGGCGAGUGGAAAACCAGUCUGGCAUCACAGCCCCGGCGCGAAUAUUUUCAAACUCUUGAUGAGGAUCGGAGGAGAUGAGUUGCCGCAAAUUCCAGAGGACUUGUGCGAAGAAGGAAAAGAUUUUCUUGAAAAGUGUUUUGUCAAGGACCCGAGAAAGCGCUGGACGGCUGAGAUGCUUCUGAGCCAUCCUUUUGUUUCUGAUUACGACGCCGUUUUGUUGGAAGACACCAAGCCAUCACCAUCUCCGAGAGGCCCGUUUGAUUUCCCAGAUUGGGUUUCGAUGGCAAGUUCAGAAAUUUCAUCAGACUUUGGAGAUUUUUUCGGAAAGAUUGAUUUGAAUUCCGAGUCUGAUUGGUCGUCGAGACAGAGUUCUAUUCCGGCGGAGGAUAGGUUGCGGCAGCUAGCCACGGAGGAGACACCCAAUUGGUCAUUCUCUGGAGAUUGGGUCACAGUCCUGUGA
Molecule: messenger RNA, 1050 nt
Organism: Prunus armeniaca (apricot)
Lineage: Eukaryota; Viridiplantae; Streptophyta; Magnoliopsida; Rosales; Rosaceae
Source: the annotation of a GenBank genome assembly